AUGAUUCAGACGGUUCGGCGUGAACUUGACAAUCUAUUCGCAGUGCACAUGGCCAUAGCAGUCAUAACUGGGACUUUUUGCUUUCUAACGCCACAUUCGCUUAUGUCUCCCUUGCUUGGCGACAUUAACAAUUCGCACAUAGCACACGAGUUUGUGCGGCUUUACGGAGCAUUGACACUUGCGCAGGGAUGGAUGGUUUGGCGCACCCGGCUCGUGAGCGACGCGAUUAUUCGUCGGACAUUCUGCCAGGCUUAUUGUAUUUGCUUUCUGCUACAAGCGUUGGUGCUGCUACGAGCACAAAUCGCUUCGCCGGAGAACCACUCACUGCUAAAUUGGGUCAACAUUUUCUUGCUUGUGGCAUUGGGGCUGGCAUAUGGCUACUUCCUUGUCUUCAAGACAAUAAAAGCAUUCGAGUUGCCAGGCGUGGGGAGAGGUUUGCUUUAA
Messenger RNA from Plasmopara halstedii, 444 nucleotides. RefSeq lists its product as uncharacterized. Bases 1 to 444 code for a protein of 147 amino acids. The transcript is spliced from 2 exons. Lineage: Eukaryota; Oomycota; Peronosporomycetes; Peronosporales; Peronosporaceae. The record is from RefSeq and is a predicted model, not a curated record.